Messenger RNA from Microcebus murinus (gray mouse lemur), 1878 nucleotides. The record is from RefSeq and is a predicted model, not a curated record. Lineage: Eukaryota; Metazoa; Chordata; Mammalia; Primates; Cheirogaleidae.
CGGCACUCGCGGAACUUUGGUGCCGCCGGACGCGUAGCGCGGGGACGCAGGCGCGCACGGCGACAGGAGUUGUUUCCGGCCCUUUUGGUGGUCUGGGUUGGGGUGCUGCGGCGAAGAGAAAAUGGAGACAAUUUUGGAGCAGCAGCGGCGCUAUCAUGAGGAGAAGGAACGGCUUAUGGACGUCAUGGCCAAAGAGAUGCUCACAAAGAAGUCCACGCUCCGGGACCAGAUCAAUUCUGACCACCGCACUCGAGCCAUGCAAGAUAGGUAUAUGGAGGUCAGUGGGAACCUGAGGGAUUUGUAUGACGAUAAGGAUGGGUUACGAAAGGAGGAGCUUAAUGCUAUUUCUGGACCCAAUGAGUUUGCUGAAUUCUAUAAUAGACUCAAGCAAAUAAAGGAAUUCCACAGGAAGCACCCAAAUGAGAUCUGUGUUCCAAUGUCAGUGGAAUUUGAGGAGCUCCUGAAGGCUCGAGAGAAUCCAAGUGAAGAGGCGCAAAACUUGGUGGAGUUCACGGAUGAAGAGGGAUAUGGUCGUUACCUUGAUCUCCAUGACUGUUACCUCAAGUACAUUAACCUGAAGGCAUCUGAGAAGCUAGAUUAUAUCACAUACCUGUCCAUCUUCGAUCAGUUAUUUGACAUUCCUAAAGAAAGGAAGAAUGCAGAGUAUAAAAGAUACCUAGAGAUGCUGCUUGAGUACCUUCAGGAUUACACAGAUAGAGUGAAGCCCCUCCAAGAUCAGAAUGAACUUUUUGGGAAGAUUCAGACUGAGUUUGAGAAGAAGUGGGACAAUGGUACCUUCCCUGGAUGGCCGAAAGAGACAAGCAGUGCCCUGACUCAUGCUGGAGCCCAUCUUGACCUCUCUGCAUUCUCCUCCUGGGAGGAGUUGGCCUCCCUGGGUCUGGACAGAUUGAAAUCUGCACUCUUAGCUUUAGGCCUGAAAUGUGGCGGGACUCUCGAAGAGCGAGCCCAGAGACUAUUCAGCACCAAAGGAAAGUCCCUGGAGUCACUUGACACUUCUCUGUUCGCCAAAAAUCCCAAAUCAAAGGGCACCAAGCGUGUGUGCAUCAAUGGCGACUCAACUAAGGCAGGGCUCAUCCUGGGUGAUGCUUAUUUGGGAUGUGGCUGUUGUGAGACAGGGAAAGAGGAACAGCGACAUCUUACACAUGAAAAUGUACAACGCAAGCAAGCAAGGACAGGAGAAGAGCGAGAAGAGGAGGAGGAAGAGCAGAUCAGUGAGAGUGAAAGUGAAGAUGAAGAGAAUGAGAUCAUUUACAACCCCAAAAACCUGCCCCUUGGCUGGGAUGGCAAACCCAUUCCCUACUGGCUGUAUAAGCUUCAUGGCCUAAACAUCAACUACAACUGUGAAAUCUGUGGAAACUACACCUACCGAGGACCCAAGGCCUUCCAACGGCACUUUGCUGAAUGGCGUCAUGCUCACGGCAUGAGAUGUUUGGGCAUCCCAAACACUGCCCACUUUGCUAAUGUGACACAGAUUGAAGAUGCUGUCUCCUUGUGGGCCAAGCUGAAACUGCAGAAGGCUUCAGAGCGAUGGCAGCCCGACACUGAGGAAGAAUAUGAAGACUCCAGUGGGAAUGUUGUGAAUAAGAAGACGUAUGAGGAUCUGAAAAGACAAGGACUGCUCUAGUGUUCAGGGAUGUAGCUCAUCUUUUGGGCUUGGCCAGGCUCCCCUGAGAUCUGCAUUUUCUAUUUCCUUCAACCAAAUGCUCAGAGACCCUUUACUAUGUAGUCUUAUGGUCUAGCAGCAUGCAUCUUGUAGAAACAAGGCAUGCUGACAAAAAGCAGGGUUGAGAUGUGUUUUAUCUUUGUUUUAUAUUAAAAAAGAUUCUGCCGGAAAAUAAAACCAUCCCUUGUUUUGAA